CAUGCGAAAAUGUGUUCAUACAAUAAUAUUUGAAAUCAUAAUCUACCCACACUUCGGCAUGGUCAAUCUACUACUUCCAUCCUGCCCUCGGCCACGUAAAGGCGCUUCAUGAAAUACUAUGGUAUAUGCACAUCGAACCCCAAAAGCUCCAUGACGAAUAGAAAAGACUGCAAAAAGAUGAUAGCAAACAAACGGUAUUAGCAGAAAUGCAGCAGAGGCAAUACAGGCAGCAGGACCGAAACAGAGCGAUAACGCGCCUGGGGCCAGCCUCCAUUAGUCCAGAAAUGCCGAUGGGUAUGAGCGAGGGAAAAAUAUUAAAAGGACGCCAAACAAGUAGAGCGCAUGCUCAAGUGUGUAGCCAUCUGGACGACUGCCCCUGUGCGCCGUAUUACCCCAAUCUUGAGAAAGUGAAAAGAGACAAGAAAUAGAGUACUGAUGCUCGGCACGCCCAAACUCCAUGACAUGCUCCCAGAUGCAAGGAGGUGACUGUAGCAAGACAAAAAGAAGAAUCCCAAUGACAGAUAAACAGAGAAAUGGACAAAAAAAUCAAAAAAACAGAUCGUGAGUAGAGUGCUAGAGGUCGAUCGCAUGACCCUAGUAGGCCAUCUGCAUCUCGAGGACCUGG
Molecule: messenger RNA, 625 nt
Organism: Bipolaris maydis ATCC 48331
Lineage: Eukaryota; Fungi; Ascomycota; Dothideomycetes; Pleosporales; Pleosporaceae
Source: RefSeq, a predicted model, not a curated record